AGCGGUGCGUCACUAAAAAUGCCCCUCCAUAGGCCCCGCCUGUCCUGUCUUGGACUGACGUGACUGGAAUCCCUCCACCCACCACGGCACCACCACCACCCUUGAGACGUCGAAUCGAUUUCUAGCCUGGAUCGACGACCGCUGUCGACACGAAAAGGUGCCAACCCACUUUGGCUUCACUUCUACAGAAAGCCCUCCCGAGGAGCAUCCCCGUCGGAUUCGAGCUCCGCAAGACCAGCAGAAGCAGUCGACGUGACCAGAGCAUGUCGUCUCGCUUUCCACCUCUACUCCAACAACCUCUACCUCUCGCGCUGGAUUUGCCACCCGAUAUUUUCAAGCCGUGCUGAACUGCAUGCGACCCGUUUCCGAACCAGAACGUCAACCCGCGAAAAAAGUCCGCCCUGCACAAACGACCGUGCUCGCAUUGGCAUCAAAGGGUUGAAGAUACCUACACGCCAUCCCACUUUCGUAAAACUCGAGACAAACCGCCAUCAUGGCUCCCAAGAAGAAGGGUAACAAGAAGGGCAACGAUGACUGGGAGGCUGAGCUGGGCGAGUCCAUCGCCCCGGCCGCCGAGCAGCCUGCCGAUGCGGCGGAUGCCAACGGUGACGGUGCCGAGGGCGAAGACGACGAGGCCGGAGGUGGUCUGAUGGCCAUGUUGCGCAAGCGCAAGGAGAGGCGCAAGCAGAAGGGUCUUCCCGAGGAGGAGCAGGCCGAGACCACGGGGGAGCCAGACCUCUCGCAUGUGCAAACGGCUCAAGAGGCCAACGCGGACGACGAGUUUGCCCUGCCAGAUAAGAAGGGCAAGGGCGGCAAGGGAAAACAGGCCCAGCAGAAGAAGGGUGGCGCCCAGGCGGCUGACGGCGACGACAAUGGCGGCGAGCCGGGCCGUGUCCUGACCAAGGCUGAGAAGGAGAAGCUCAAGAAGGAGCGCGAGAAGCAGCGUAAGAAGGAACAGGCUGCCAAGAAGAAGACGCCUGGUCCUGCUAAGGCCCCCGAGGCUGCCGCGCCCGUGGAAAAGGAGGAGGCCUCAUCCCCUACCCCUGAAGCAGCUCCCGCGGCGGAGACUGGCGGCAAGAAGAAGAAGAUCCCCGCUCAUCUGGCUAUGAUCCAGAAGCAGCAAGAGGAGAUGCGUCUCAAGCGCGAGGCCGAGGAGAAGCGCAAGGCCGAAGCCGCAGCCCGUGCCGCCGAGCUGGAUCGCCUCGAGGAGGAGGAGAUCAAGCGCAGAGAGGAGGCCAAGGCUCUGAAGAAGCAAAAGGAGAAGGAGAAGAUUGAGCAGCUCAAGAAAGAGGGCAAGUUCAUGACAAAGGCCCAGAAGGAAGAAAAGAUGCGCAACGAGAGGAAGCUGCAGCAGAUGAUCGAGGCGGGUAUCCAGAUUGGUCCCUCGGACGAAGCCGACAAGGAGGCCAAGAAGGCCAAGAAGGCCGCUGAGACCAAGGUCAAGAAGAGCAAAAUCCAGCAAAAGCUCGAUGAGGAGAAGGCCCUCGCCGAAGCUGCCGAGCGUGCACGCGCAAAGGCCGAGCAGGAGCUCAAGGAGGCUGAAGAGAGGGCCGCUCGCGCCAAGGCUGAGGCCGAGGCCAAGGCCGCCGCCGAGAAGAAGGCCGCAGAGAGCGAUAUCGAAGAUGACUGGGAAGCGGCAGCUGCUUCAGACGACGAUGUCAAGGACAGCUGGGACGCCGAGUCAGGGGACGAGGCUGCCAAGGCCAACGGCGGUGCCAAGAAGGAUGGCGAGGAUGAAGAUGACGAAGACGAUAGCGAAGACGACAGCGAGGAUUCGGAAGAUGAGGAGCGCAUCUCAGCGGCGCGCGCUGCCGAGGCACAGCGCAAGAAGGAGGCGGCAGAGCGUCGUGAGAAGGCUCACCAGGCUGCCUUGGCUGCCCGGUCAAAGGACAACCUGCGCUCACCCAUUUGCUGUAUUCUUGGUCACGUCGAUACCGGAAAGACCAAGCUCCUCGACAAGGUCCGCCAGACCAACGUCCAGGAGGGCGAAGCCGGUGGUAUCACGCAGCAGAUCGGUGCUACGUACUUCCCCGUGGACGCCAUCCGUCAAAAGACGGCCGUCGUCAACAGAGACAACAGCUUCGAGUUCAAGGUCCCCGGUCUCCUGGUCAUCGACACACCUGGUCACGAGUCUUUCUCUAACCUGCGUUCCCGUGGUUCGUCCCUUUGCAACAUUGCCAUCCUGGUUGUCGACAUUAUGCACGGUCUCGAGCCCCAGACCAGGGAGUCGAUCCAGCUUCUCAAGGACCGCAAGACUCCUUUCAUUGUCGCGCUGAACAAGAUUGAUCGUCUCUACGGAUGGAAGAAGAUUGAUAACAACGGCUUCGAGGAGUCGCUGGCCAUGCAGAGCAAGGCUGUCCACAACGAGUUCCAGACACGUCUCGAGAAGACCAAGCUCGAGUUUGCCGAGAUGGGCUUCAACUCUUUCCUCUUCUACGAGAACCCGUCGCUGAAGAACAACGUUUCCCUGGUGCCCACAUCUGCCCACACGGGUGAGGGUGUGCCCGACAUGCUCAAGCUCAUCCUCCAUCUGACCCAGGAGCGCAUGACGUCGUCUCUCAUGUACUUGUCUGAGGUCCAGGCCACCGUCCUCGAGGUCAAGGCCAUUGAAGGUUUCGGUAUGACCAUUGAUGUCAUCCUGUCCAACGGUAUCCUGCGCGAAGGCGACCGCAUCGUCAUCUGCGGUACCGAGGGCGCUAUCAAGACAAACAUCAGGGCGCUUCUCACGCCGCAGCCUCUCAGGGAACUGCGUCUCAAGUCACAAUACGUGCACAACAAGGAGGUCAAGGCCGCUCUUGGUGUCAAGAUCAGCGCCCCCGGCCUCGAGGGUGCCAUCGCCGGUUCGAGGCUGAUGGUCGUCGGCCCCGACGAUGACGAGGAGGACAUUGAAGAAGAGGUCGAGGCCGAUCUUGCUCAGCUCCUCAGCCGUGUCGAGAAGUCCGGUCGUGGUGUCUCCGUCCAGGCUUCCACGCUGGGUUCCCUGGAGGCUUUGCUCGACUUCUUGAAGGACUGCAAAAUUCCUGUCGCCAACGUCGGUAUCGGCCCCGUGUACAAGCGUGACAUCAUGCAGACCGGUGUCAUGCUGGAGAAGAGCCCCGACUACGCCGUCAUGCUCUGCUUCGACGUCAAGGUCGACAAGGAGGCCAUGGCGUACGCUGAGGACCAGGGCAUCAAGGUCUUCCAGGCCGACAUCAUCUAUCACUUGUUCGACGCCUUCACCAAGCACAUGGACGACCAGCUUGCUCGCAAGAAGGAGGAGUCCAAGAUGCUGGCUGUGUUCCCCUGCGUGUUGAGGACUGUUGCCGUCUUCAACAAGACAACCCCCAUCGUUGUCGGUGUAGACGUCAUCGAGGGCCAGCUGAAGAUUAACACCCCCAUUGCCGCCGUCAAGCACACUGCGAACGGCAAGGAGAUUGUGAGCAUUGGCAGAGUUACCUCCAUCGAGCGUGAUCACAAACAGAUCCCCGUCUGCAAAAAGGGUCAGCCCUCGGUCGCCGUCAAGAUCGAAAUGGGCAGCAACCAGCCCACGUACGGCCGCCACCUGGAGGAGACCGACCAGCUGUACAGUCUCAUCUCGCGCAAGAGUAUUGAUACUCUGAAGGAGUUCUACCGCAAGGACGUGAGCAACGACGAGUGGCAGCUGAUCAUCAAGCUCAAGCCUCUGUUCGACAUUUAAUUCAAGUUGAAGAAAGGACUGCCCAAAAAUAAGGAAGGAUAUGAGAAACAAAAAGGGGGUCAUUGCAUCUUUUCUAGUCUGAUAAUUCGACUCAUAUUCACCAUCACUUUCCGUGGACGUACGUACGUAGUAGUCAGCUAGUCGGGUGGAUAUGGAGGAGUCAACAGAUAUGAAAAACACAAGUUGUAUGUCGUCUAACUAUUUUGUGUAAGGCGUUCUAACGUGAGGCGCAUGUCCAUUAUCAUGAUUGCACUUUUCCGGAAAGGCCUCUCGUCCUCUAUUCCGGUUUCCCUGUCCUACCGAGCCAACUCCCUUCAUGUCAUCAACGUCGUUAGAUCCAAAUGAACCGAACCAACGAGAUUGUCAUCAUUUUCACUCGUCAUCGCUAGUCACCUCGGU
Molecule: messenger RNA, 4075 nt
Organism: Emericellopsis atlantica
Lineage: Eukaryota; Fungi; Ascomycota; Sordariomycetes; Hypocreales; Bionectriaceae
Product: eukaryotic translation initiation factor 5B
Exons: 4
Coding region: 494-3676 (1060 amino acids)
Molecular function (GO): translation initiation factor activity; GTP binding; GTPase activity
Source: RefSeq, a predicted model, not a curated record